AUGGACCCCAACUGGCAGCAGUAUCAUGACCCGGCCGGGGCUUCCUCGCGCCGUCACAAUGGCACCACGCACAUGUCUCCGCCUUCUGCUGCCCAGCAACAGCAGCAGCAGCACCCUCCGCCCGCCGGCUACGCUUACGACCAGUAUCACCCUGGCGCCGCGCCUGUCCCCGCCGCUGUUGUUGCUGCCGCUGCUCCUGCCGUCCACCUCGGGAACCCCGUCGUCCCGCCCUUGGUCCCUGGCCAGCAGCCUCGCGACGGAAACGGCGAUGUGGCUAUGCGCGACGCCAUCGACUCCCACGCCGGCAUCAAGUAUGCCAUGAGGCCGCAUCACCAGCCGCACAUGUCUGGCGCUCGUGCCGCCGCCUUGCACUCGCCUCACGACCAGCCAUCGGCAGCAGCCCAGCGCUACUCCCCGAUGGAGACGCUCUCACCCACCUCGCCCUACGGUGCCGCCAAGCAGAGCCAAUUCGCCGGCCCGCCCUCUCAGACGCAGUCUCCCGCCGGCGCCUCGGAAUACCCUCAGAGCCCCUACUACGCUGGUCGUCCGCAAAACGCGCAACUGCCCCCCAUGUCACCUUACGGCCCCGGUGGCGCUGAUGGCUACCCCUCGGCGACGGUUGCUCAUCUUGACGGCACUUUCAAUUCCAAGUCGCCGCAACGGCCAAAUGCCCCGACAGUCAAGCGGGUCCCCGAGUUUCGCAAGUUGCGCGCGGUCUCGGACCUCCAACCGAAGAACAAUCGUCAGCCAGCCUUUCGACGCGCAAACCCAGAAGGUGGCUUCAUCAGCCCUCUACAAGCGCUCACUGCCCAUCUACCUGCGACUUAUCGAAUCUGCAAUCCCAGCUUCAAAUACGAGACGUCACGAAACCCUCGCAGAGUCUUGACCAAGCCUAGCAAAGGCGUCAAGAAUGAUGGGUAUGACAAUGAGGACAGCGAUUACAUUCUAUAUGUCAAUGAUAUUUUAGGCUCCGAGGAAGCUGGCCACAAGAACCGCUACCUCAUUCUUGAUGUCCUCGGCCAGGGAACGUUUGGGCAGGUUGUGAAAUGUCAGAAUCUCAAGACUCAAGAAGUCGUAGCUGUAAAGGUCAUCAAGAACAGAACAGCCUAUUUCAACCAGAGCAUGAUGGAAGUCUCGGUUCUGGAUUUGCUCAACACCAAACUCGACAAAAACGACGACCAUCACCUUUUGCGGUUGAAGGAUACUUUCAUCCAUCGCCAACAUCUUUGCCUCGUUUUCGAACUUCUCAGCGUCAACUUGUACGAACUCAUCAAGCAGAAUCAAUUCCGCGGUCUCAGCACGACCCUUGUCAGAGUCUUUGCCCAGCAGCUUCUCAACGGCUUGGCCCUCCUCAACAAGGCCCGACUCAUCCAUUGCGACUUGAAACCCGAAAAUAUCUUGCUUAAAAACUUGGAGAGCCCAAUAAUCAAAAUCAUCGAUUUCGGCUCCGCAUGCGACGAACGACAGACCGUCUAUACAUACAUCCAAUCGAGAUUCUAUCGUUGCCCCGAAGUCCUCCUUGGACUGCCAUACUCGUCAGCUAUUGACAUAUGGUCCUUGGGCUGCAUCCUGGUCGAGCUUUUCCUCGGUUUGCCCUUGUUCCCUGGCUCCUCCGAAUACAACCAGGUCUCGCGCAUCGUGGAAAUGCUCGGCAACCCUCCAAUCUGGAUGUUGGACAUGGGCAAGCAGUCGGGUGACUUCUUCCAAAAGCGCCCAGAUGAAUAUGGCCGUCCAACCUGGCAGCUGAAGAGCAUGGAACAGUACGCUCGAGAGCGCAACACCAAGGAGCAGCCCAGCAAAAAGUACUUCCAAGCCAGCACACUCCCAGAGAUUAUCAAAUCCUACCCGAUGCCGAGAAAAAAUAUGAAGCAGAGCGAAAUUGAUCGAGAAAUGCAAAACCGGGUUGCCUUUAUCGAUUUUGUCCGAGGCUUGCUCAGUAUAAACCCGCUUGAGCGAUGGUCGCCGCAGCAGGCCAAGUUACACCCUUUCAUUACACAGCAAAAGUUCACCGGUCCUUUCGUGCCGCCGAUGAAUUUGAAGUCUAGUUCUCUGAACAGAUCGCCAGCACCGGGGACACACCAACAACAACAAGCCGAAGCUCUCAGCAAACAGCGUGCGCAGGCAGCUCAGGCACAAGCACAGGCGAGCUCGGCUGCGCAAGGACCAGCUUACGCCAACAUGCCACCUGGCAACUAUGCGCAAGCUAGCCAUCAGCAAGCGCCGAUGUACGGGAAUAACCCAAUGUACGCACCAGGACCGGCCACGCACGGAAAUGUUGCUCCUGCGUAUGCUCCGCAAGGGUCUCAGUACAACCCAAUGGUCAUUCAGCAGCCUCAACAACCUCAGCAGUUGGCCCCAGGGCCUUAUAGCAAUUCUCACCAACCAGGCAUGUAUCCGCAAGGAGGCAUGCGGACCAACAGACAGCGCGCUUCGACCAUGGAACAGCAGCAGAGCGGUAUCCCCGCCGCUAUCCAGCGUGUUGCCAGCCAUCUGGACCCCACGCAGCCAAUUCGUUUGCAACCAAGCCCUGCCUACUAUCCUCCACCGGGCGAGAUGAUGCCUGGCACUGAUAAUGGGCCGCGGACUGGUCGCCGCGGCAGUCGUGCGCAGCAAGGGCGAAGCAACCGUGACUUUAUCCGUAACCUCGAAGAAAGGACCCUAGAAGAGGGUUACACGGGUGGCCAGAACCCAUGGCAUUGA
Molecule: messenger RNA, 2700 nt
Organism: Cordyceps fumosorosea ARSEF 2679
Lineage: Eukaryota; Fungi; Ascomycota; Sordariomycetes; Hypocreales; Cordycipitaceae
Product: protein kinase Yak1
Exons: 5
Coding region: 1-2700 (899 amino acids)
Biological process (GO): peptidyl-serine phosphorylation; peptidyl-threonine phosphorylation
Cellular component (GO): cytoplasm; nucleus
Molecular function (GO): protein tyrosine kinase activity; ATP binding; protein serine/threonine kinase activity
Source: RefSeq, a predicted model, not a curated record